GCCAUGGAGAAAAGUGGGAACAUUCAGCUGGAGAUUCCUGACUUCAGCAACUCUGUCCUGAGCCACCUGAACCAGUUACGCAUGCAGGGUCGCCUGUGUGACAUCGUGGUCAAUGUGCAGGGGCAAGCUUUCCGCGCUCACAAGGUGGUGCUGGCUGCCAGCUCACCCUACUUCCGUGACCACAUGUCCUUGAACGAAAUGAGCACCGUGUCCAUUUCUGUCAUCAAGAACCCUUCUGUUUUUGAGCAGCUCCUUUCCUUCUGUUACACUGGUCGGAUAUGUCUGCAGCUGGCUGACAUCAUCAGUUACCUAACAGCCGCCAGUUUCUUGCAGAUGCAGCACAUCAUAGACAAAUGCACGCAGAUUCUUGAGGGAAUCCAUUUCAAGAUCAACGUGGCAGAGGUGGAAGCAGAAUUGAGCCAGACCAGGACAAAGCAUCAGGAGAGGCCACCAGAGUCUCACCGGGUGACGCCAACUCUGAACCGUUCUCUGAGCCCACAUCACAACACCCCAAAGGGAAGUCGCCUGGGCCAGGUGAGCACAGUGCUGGACAUUCGGGAGCUCAGCCCACCCGAGGAGUCCACCAGCCCCCAGAUAAUUGAGCAGAGUUCAGACGUGGAAAGCAGGGAGCCCAUACUACGGAUUAACAGAGCAGGACAGUGGUACGUUGAGACAGGAUUGGGAGACCGUGGGGGACGGAGUGACGACGAUGUCCGGCUGAUGGGAGGAGUGCGCAUUAAAACGGAGAACCUGGAGGAGUGGCUCGGGGCAGAGCAUCAGCCAUCAGGAGAAGAUGGGAGCAGCGCUGAGGAGGUCACUGCUAUGGUGAUAGACACCACGGGCCAGGGAUCAAUGUGCCAAGAGGCUUAUGCGUUAGGGUCCUCAGGUGCCAAAGUGGUCAGGCCAACCAGCAGUGAGAUUGACAGAUUUAGCCCUUCUGGCAGCAUGGUUGCUGUGACUGAGCGGUACAGAUCAAAAAGCGAGUCUCCCGGGCGGAUGGAUGAGCCCAAGCAGCCCAGUUCCCAGGGGGAGGAAUCGGCCAUGCUGGGAGUGAGUGGUUACGUGGAGUAUCUGCGGGAGCAGGAGGUUUCGGAGCGCUGGUUCCGCUACAACCCGCGCCUCACUUGCAUUUACUGUGCCAAAUCCUUCAACCAGAAGGGCAGCCUGGACCGGCACAUGCGACUGCACAUGGGCAUCACGCCCUUCGUCUGCCGCAUGUGUGGCAAGAAGUACACCCGCAAGGAUCAGCUGGAGUACCACAUCCGCAAGCACACAGGCAACAAGCCCUUUCACUGCCACGUCUGCGGCAAGAGCUUCCCUUUCCAGGCCAUCCUCAACCAGCACUUUCGCAAGAACCACCCUGGCUGUAUGCCUCUGGAGGGGCCCCACAGCAUCUCCCCCGAGACCACCGUCACGUCUCGGGGGCAGGCAGAGGAAGAAUCUCCUCCGCAGGAGGAGGCUGUCGCUGUGGGCGAGACGGCACAGGGAUCUGUGUCCACCACUGGGCCAGAUUGA
Messenger RNA from Indicator indicator, 1515 nucleotides. It is a transcript of the gene ZBTB37, whose product is annotated as zinc finger and BTB domain containing 37. The coding region runs from base 4 to 1515 and encodes 503 amino acids. The transcript has 3 exons. NCBI's taxonomy places the organism in Eukaryota, Metazoa, Chordata, Aves, Piciformes, Indicatoridae. Gene Ontology annotation, molecular function: DNA-binding transcription factor activity, RNA polymerase II-specific; RNA polymerase II cis-regulatory region sequence-specific DNA binding; protein binding. Gene Ontology annotation, biological process: regulation of transcription by RNA polymerase II. The record is from RefSeq and is a predicted model, not a curated record.